AUGGAUCAUAAGUUUAAAAGCAAAUGGGAAAGUAACACCUUACUCUUUGACAACGAUUAUGGGUAUGAUGGAGUUUCAUGGCGUCAAAGAAACUUUAUGUGUAACUUUUGCAAAAAAGAGUACAAAUCUGCACAAGCUCUUGGUGGUCACAUGAAUGUUCACAGAAGGGACAGAGCUCGAUUGAGACUCUCUUCACCCUCUAUUGAGCACCCAAACCCAAACCCUAACCCUAGUUUUUCAUCACAACCGUCGUGGUUGCAGUGCUUACCCUACAAGACCUUCCAUUCUUCUCUUUUCUCUCUUUCUUCACAAUCUUCAAUCGUAGACAAAGAAGACAAGCAAGGGAUGUUCACAUUCUUACCACACUCAGAUAGUAACUCUCUUGGAGAUGUGAGAAAGAAUGUGAACAUGGAGGGGUUUGUUGCAAAUGCUGAUGGUGGGUUUAGUGGUAAUUCAUGGGAUCAAGAAAAUGAAAGUAUGGUUUUGAAGAAGAGAGAGAGUUUCAGGGUUGAAAUGGAGAUGGGUUUGCUUACAGAUGGAAAUAUUGAGAUGGAUUUGGAUUUGGAACUUCGACUAGGACGAUCAUGA
This is a messenger RNA of Lactuca virosa, 588 nucleotides long. The record is from the annotation of a GenBank genome assembly. NCBI's taxonomy places the organism in Eukaryota, Viridiplantae, Streptophyta, Magnoliopsida, Asterales, Asteraceae.